Messenger RNA from Eremomyces bilateralis CBS 781.70, 2136 nucleotides. RefSeq names its product DUF726-domain-containing protein. The coding region runs from base 1 to 2136 and encodes 711 amino acids. The transcript is spliced from 2 exons. NCBI's taxonomy places the organism in Eukaryota, Fungi, Ascomycota, Dothideomycetes, Eremomycetales, Eremomycetaceae. The record is from RefSeq and is a predicted model, not a curated record.
AUGUUCUCCAAGCUCCCUUGGACCAAUAAGGACUCCAACGACUCUUCCCAGCCGUCCUCCGACUCCGAUGAAUCACUCACCACCAUCCUAAGCACUUCCAAUGAACGCAGCCAGCUUACCCUACUCAUCGCAACAUGCGCGGAGUCAAUGCGACACCGUAUCACCGACACAUUUACAGACACGGAGCCUCUAGACACCGCUCAUCAGCCUGAUAACGAUGAUGCGUUGCAUAACCCUGACACCGACAUUAGCGAGGAUGGCGUCAAUGCUCUUGAUGCCGUGAAGGAGCACGAGAGACGCGCCGCGGAGUUAUACGAGCCCAAGACGAUGGAGCUGAAGGAAGCAGCAUUGGCGGACUUCGACGCAUGGCGGGAUAAAGUUUUUCAGCGAGUAGGCGAGGCGGUCGAUUUACAGGAGGAGGUAAAAGAGCAGAAGGAGGUGAAGAGAGUGGAUACGAAGGGCGAGUCGCAUACACAGUCAAGGUUGUCGUCACAGACUGUGGCAGGCGGUAAGCCAUGGGUUCCGAUGGAGAUGGACGUGGGCGUGAAUGAGACGAUGGUGAAACUCUAUCCGCAAACACCGACGCCGCUUUCGGAGCUACCGGAGGAGAAGCGGGCACUCGUUCUGCACUCGAUAUUACUGCUUCUGCUGAGCUUGGAGCAUUACGUUUCGUAUUCAAGGAUCCUAUUGCUACGUUUAACGACGAGCCUAAAACUCGACAUGGAUUUACUGGCGGAGGAUGAAGGGAAGACGGCCAGGGCCUUGCUCACUGCGGCACUGCAGGAGAUGAAUGCGGACGGGGAGAUGAAGAAAAAGAAGGAAGAGAAUAAGGAAACUCGGCAUUGGAAGGUCGGAUUGGCAAGCGUGGCUGGUGCGGCGCUCAUCGGAGUGACAGGCGGUCUUGCGGCGCCUCUCCUGGCAGCCGGUAUUGGCACCGUUAUGGGCGGCCUCGGCCUCGGCGCCACCGCUGCAGCCGGCUACCUUGGCGCACUCGCCGGCUCUUCCGUCCUCGUCGGCGGACUCUUCGGGGCAUAUGGUGGCCGAAUGACCGGUCAGAUGAUGGACGAGUAUGCGAAAGAAGUAGAGGACUUCGGCUUCCUCCCCAUAUGGCAAUCCAACAAGACCGCGGAUACCGGCAAGACCGCGGAUACCGAGAAAGACAACCGACGACUACGAGUCGCCAUCGGCAUCUCCGGCUGGCUCACCGACCAAGACGAGAUAAUCGAACCAUGGCGAGUGCUCAGUCCGAGCAUCGAAGGGUUCGCGCUCCGCUGGGAGCUGGAACCGUUGCUGAAGCUCGGGAACAGCAUGAGCAUCAUGGUGAAGAGCUAUGCCUGGUCAUAUGCCAGGCGAGAAAUCAUCAAGCGCACCGUCUUCGCGACCUUGUACGCUGGGUUGUGGCCGCUGAACCUGUUGAAGGUGUCUCGCGUUAUCGACAACCCGUUUAGCAUCGCCAAGGCGCGUAGCGAGAAGGCUGGCGAAGUGCUGGCUGAUGCGCUGGUCAACCACGCGCAGGGAGAGCGUCCCGUGACGCUCAUUGGAUACUCUUUGGGCGCUAGGGUGAUAUUCAAAUGCUUGAUAGCCCUCGCCGAAAGGAAGGCGUUUGGGUUGGUCGAGUCUGUUGUCUUGCUGGGAGCACCUACGCCCAGUGACUCUGCAGAUUGGAGAAAAAUGAGGGCCGUGGUCGCUGGUAGGCUGAUCAACGUCUACUCGGACAAUGACUACACCCUUGCUUUCCUCUACAGGAGCAGCUCUAUCCAAUUCGGCAUCGCCGGCUUGCAAGCGAUCCAAGGCGUGAAAGGCGUCGAGAACGUCGACGUCAGCGAGAUGGUUUCGGGCCACACUGCCUACCGGUACUUAACGGGGAAGAUCCUUCAACGGGUCGGGUUUGAAGAUAUCUCAGUGGCCGAGACGGAGCGCGAGGAGAAGGAGCUCCAGGAGGUUCGGGCGCGGGAGGAAGCGGAGAGGCAAGAGAAGGAGAAGCAGAGUAAACCUGUUGACGAGAUCGCGGAAGAGGAGGCGAGGGAUAUAGAAAGGAAGGCGGAGCAGAAGAGUCAGGAGACGCUGAUGUCCCGGGCGACGGAAAACUUGAGCUUGAAUGAGAACGGGGAGGGAGUCAGGAGGGGGACUAAGUAG